AUGGGAAGAGGAAGAGUAGAACUGAAGAGGAUAGAGAACAAGAUCAACAGACAAGUAACGUUUGCAAAACGUAGAAACGGUUUGUUGAAGAAAGCUUACGAAUUGUCUGUUCUCUGCGAUGCUGAGGUUGCUCUUAUCAUCUUCUCCAACAGAGGAAAGCUCUAUGAGUUUUGCAGCUCUUCUAACAUGCUCAAGACUUUAGAACGUUACCAGAAGUGCAGCUAUGGAUCCAUCGAAGUCAACAACAAACCUGCCAAAGAACUCGAGGUCAGAAAUCUUCUUGGGGAGGAUUUAGGACCUCUAGAUUCAAAGGAGUUAGAACAGCUUGAGCGUCAACUAGAUGGCUCUCUCAAGCAAGUUCGAUCCAUUAAGACACAGUACAUGCUUGAUCAGCUCUCUGAUCUUCAAAGCAAAGAGCAAAUGUUGCUUGAAACAAAUAGAGCUCUGGCAUUGAAGCUGGAUGAUAUGAUUGGUGUGAGAAGUCACCAGAUGGGAGGAGGAGGAUGGGAAGGUGGUGAACAGAAUGUUACCUACGCGCAUCAUCAAGCUCAGUCUCAAGGACUAUACCAGCCUCUUGAAUGCAAUCCAACUCUGCAAAUCGGGUAUGAUAACCCGGCAUGCUCGGAGCAGAUAACCGCGACAACGCAAGUUCAGGCGCAGCCCGGAAACGGUUACAUCCCAGGCUGGAUGCUCUGA
This is a messenger RNA of Arabis nemorensis, 696 nucleotides long. The record is from the annotation of a GenBank genome assembly. NCBI's taxonomy places the organism in Eukaryota, Viridiplantae, Streptophyta, Magnoliopsida, Brassicales, Brassicaceae.